AUGUCCACCGCAGCCGCACCUCGAACUGAAGCGCAGUGGAUGCAGCGCACUCGUGAGAAGCUGCGCCCGAUGAUGACCAACCGCGGACUCGAGACGACCGGGACCAAGAAGGACUGGGUGGAACGUCUCAUGGUUUAUGAUGCGGAGCAGCAGCAGCAACAGCCGCAGCAACAGCCGCAGCAACAGAAACAGAACUCUGCCUCAUACGCUGCCGUCGUCUCCUCGUCUUCAGCAGCAGCACUCUCAUCUUCAUCAGCAGCAACAGCAGCACCAUCAGCAGCAGCAUUGCUCUCAACAACAGCACCGCCGCUUGCAACAGCGGCAGCACCAGCAUCCUCAUCUUCCGCUCCAGCAGUGCCGUCCUCAUCGUCUGCUGCAGCAGCCCAGCCGCCAUUCGUGCCACCGCUUCAGCCAGCUCAAGGCACCACAUUCACUGUUUCCAGUGCGGACUUGGAUGGCCUCACUGUUCCGGACGAGAUCAAGGCGCUAUUGGAUUCGCAUGGCAAGAGCGUCGAAUUGCUCGUUCGCAACAGUUCAAGUGACUUGUUCCAAAGUCUGUUAACAUCAAAGCUAUCACCCAGGCCUCACUACCUCACCGGUGUUGGUGGUGUCGGCAAAAGCAGUAUUCUGCUGAUGAUGGUCGUGCUGGCGAUGCGCCACAACAGGGCCUUCUUCGAGCGCCUCGCUGCUGCUCCUGCUCCUGCUCCUGCUCCUGCUCCUGCUCCUGCUCCUGCUCCUGCUCCUGCUCCUGCUCCUGCUCCUGUUAAUGCUCCUGCUGCUACCCCUUUCGAUGGCGCCAUUUUCCUCAUCUACCUGCCUAAGACGGAUGCCUUCAUUCAACAACCACCUGAAGUUGCGGCUUCUCAACUGAUCGGCGAUUUGCGAAUUGCCAACCGCCGUCUGUUGAGCUCGGGCUUCCUCGAUGAGCCCGCGUUUCGGAAACUCAAGGCGGCUUUUGUCGAAGAUGAUGGGCCCUCACUCAACCAAUGGGGUCGCAUCAAUGCUGCGUUGGUUGGCCUCGAGUCCCAAAGUCACCGUUUCCGUGUCCUCGUCCUCAUCGACCAGUGGAAUUCGAUCAUUCAUUACAAUGCACUUCCUGAUGGUCAUCGGUUCCAGCUCAAGGCAGACCAUCCUGCUCAAGCCUUCUACAAGCUCGACGCUGCGUUCGGUUUCUCGCUUUUCGUUGCUGCAGUCAGCUCCUCGUUCAACAUGAGCGCAGACAAUGCUUUGAAGGGCGCGCAAUUGUCUAAAUCUUCGGUUCCCAUUGCGCCGCUAACUUCCACAGAGGCUGAGACGCUGCGCGCCAUUUGGUACUAUCGCAACCCACCGACGAACCAGCCGCGUUUGGAAGUCACUGCCGAACAGAUGCAGAGGCUCUUCCUCAAAGUUGGUGGCGUCGCGCGCAUUUUGCAGUUUUACGCAGAUUCGCGCUACGAGAAGGAUUCCGACACCAACUUUGCCACGUUGUGCGUGAAUUACUACGACAGCCGACUCAACCGCCUCAUCGAGCACUACCGACCCCGUGAGAACUUCAAAGAUCUUGUUCAAGACCUUACCACGAUUUUCGUGCACGGUCGGCUUUCUGUGCAUUUCGCCGACGUUUGGCUGCAGACCGGAAUGGUCAAGCGGGAUCCUGAUGACCUCACGCAAUUGAUUCCUGUCAGCGACCUCGUUCGCAGAGCUGGAAUCACGGUCUUUCGUGCUGAGCGCGGAGGCUUUCUCCACUUGAUCUAUGCGGUGGCAACCAUCCGGUGGCACGCGAUAGAGGCAUUUUUCUUGCUGCACCUCCGCGAUUCGACGGUGUUGUCAGGCGUUUCUCAAUCCAGAGCCAGGCUGAGGCUGGCCACGACAGUCAGCGACGUCCAUGUUCUCGAUCGGUCUGUCGGAGCCGGGAAUGUCAAGACGUAUCUGCAGACGCACAACAAUGGCAAACCGUUCCCUGCGAACACCUUGUUCAUUCCUGGCUGGAGCAAUCAUCCCGUCGCAGACGCAGUGUUGCUGACAACCCGGCUCAACACUACGCCAGCUUUGGUGUUUUUCCAAGUCAGUCAACAAUCAUACAGCAACCAUGCAUCGAAGAUCCCUGAGCUUGCUACCUCGCCUCUGAGCAACGGCACGUCCGUGAUUGACACCUACCGCGAACUGUAUGGCAUCCACUGUGAUAGCGCGUAUCAGACACCGGGCAUUGCUCAAGGCCAGCUGCCGGAUUGCGUCAAGUACGUCUUUGCGACCUCGGACACCAGUACCCGCACGUCGCACUCUGUGUUUUUCAUGCAAGCGAGCCAUUUGCGAGAAAUGGAUCCUGCGGGAUGGGAGAACAUGACGAGAUCCAGUCCGUAA
Capsaspora owczarzaki ATCC 30864 is the source of this 2340-nucleotide messenger RNA. RefSeq lists its product as hypothetical. The transcript is spliced from 2 exons. The record is from RefSeq and is a predicted model, not a curated record. NCBI's taxonomy places the organism in Eukaryota, Filasterea, Ministeriida, Capsasporidae. The coding region runs from base 1 to 2340 and encodes 779 amino acids.